This is a messenger RNA of Xiphophorus hellerii (green swordtail), 4288 nucleotides long. RefSeq names its product MAGUK p55 scaffold protein 7a (gene mpp7a). The coding region runs from base 415 to 2202 and encodes 595 amino acids. The transcript has 19 exons. Lineage: Eukaryota; Metazoa; Chordata; Actinopteri; Cyprinodontiformes; Poeciliidae. The record is from RefSeq and is a predicted model, not a curated record. Gene Ontology annotation, molecular function: protein binding.
UCUCGGAGUAGGCUCAUCUCCGGCCCAACAUUGCGUUCAAAUAUGCGAACCGCUUCCAAGUCAGCGCGUUGGCGACAACACUUUCUCUGCCGUGGGACAGUAGGAACCGUCGAGGCGUAACAUUUUAAAAGAUUUUUGUCGGUGGCAGGCUGAACCGGGGAUAAAAAUAAUGGAGUGCAGAGAAGCGACCCGAGACUUUAAAAGUGGGGAAUGAAAAAAGAGAACGCUACGAUUUUCGAAGGAAACGCUGGAGUUGCAAUACUGUGAAGAAGAAACCAUUCAGCUCCGAUACAAGGCUCCAUGGCAUAAAGGCCGUCUUCAGGUCCAGCUGCUCUCUGGGGUUUCUCACCACUCUGACACGCUGCUGCCAUUUUCCACAGCCUGAGGGAAACCAGGAAGCUGUCGGCAGGAGACAUGCCUGCCCUGGCCACCGGAGCCGGCCACGAGCCAGCAGGUCUGUAUGCGCUGCUGGCAGCCCUGCCAUCCCAGCUGCAGCCCCAUGUCAGCCGUCCAGAGGACAACACCUUCCUGCAGGACAUGUUUGGGGAGAGAGGUCUGCACUCACUGGUGAAGAUCCAUGAACGGCUGCAGCAUUACGAGGAGAGCAAGCCGGCUCCAGUCCUGGGCAGCGCCACGAUCCUGGCCCAAGAACUUUCUAAGCAACUCGAACUAAAGUCUGAAAAUGGAGACAUAAAAGAACUCACCAAGCUACUGGAAAACCCCCAUGUGAAGAGCCUUCUGUCCGUCCAUGAUACAGUUGCUCAGAAGCAGUACGACCCCGAACUCCCUCCGCUGCCUGAAGACCUCGAUGAUGAGGAGAAUUCUGUGAAGAUUAUAAGACUUGUCAAAAACAAGGAACCUCUUGGAGCAACAAUAAGACGUGAUGACAGAACAGGAGCCAUCAUUGUGGCCCGGAUCAUGAGAGGAGGAGCAGCAGACAGAAGCGGGCUGAUUCAUUCUGGAGACGAACUGAAGGAGGUCAACGGGAUCCCUGUGGACGACAAGAAACCAGAGGACAUCAUUCGUAUCCUGGCCCAGUCACAAGGAGCCAUCACUUUUAAAGUUGUUCCUGGUUCGAAGGAAGACGCACCUAUCAGAGAGCCAAAGGUGUUUCUGCGAGCGCUGUUCGACUAUGAUCCCAGUAAAGACAGUGCCAUUCCGUGUAAAGAGGCUGGUCUGGGCUUCAAGAAAGGCUCCAUCCUUCAAAUAAUGAGCCAAGAAGAUGCAACUUGGUGGCAGGCAAAGCAUGAUGGGGAUGCUAAUCCCCGUGCCGGUCUGAUCCCGUCCAAACAGUUCCAGGAAAGGAGAUUUGCUCUACGGCAGCCCGCUGCAACUCUGCCACUACAACGGACCCUCAGCAGGCGGCCAUAUGAUGUGGAGAUAGAGCUUGAAGAAGCUGAUUAUUGUAGCGGAUUCCACGUAGCUGGCUUCAGGAGAAGUUUCCGUCUCAGCAGGAGAGACAGGAAGACCAACAAGUCCAUGUACGAGUCUAAGAAGAGCCAAAUGUACGACAUGGCUGACGUACCCACCUACGAGGAGGUCGCCCCCUACUGCAGGCAGAGUGGAGCUAAACACAGGCUGGUGGUCCUAGUGGGACCUUCAGGGGUCGGCAUGAAUGAACUCAAGAGGAAACUGUUGAUCUCUGACCCUCAGCACUUCGGUGUGACCAUCCCACAUACCAGUCGGCCCAAGAAGAACCAGGAGUGUGACGGUGUGGAGUACCACUUCAUCUCCAAACAUCUCUUUGAGGCGGACAUCCACAACAACAAGUUUGUGGAGUACGGCGAGUACAAAGGGAAUUACUACGGAACAAGUCUGGACACUCUACGCGGCGUCCUCGCCAAGAAGAAAGUGUGCCUAUUGGACGUUCAGCCUCAUGCAAUAAAGCUUCUGCGGACGGCUGAGUUCAAACCCUUCAUUGUGUUUGUGAAACCUCCAGCAAUGGAAAGACUGAGUGAAACGAGAAAGAACGCCAAAAUCAUCUCAAGCAAAGAUGACAAAGGAUCCGCCAGGCCCUUCACGGAGGAGGACUUCCAGGAGAUGUUGAACACCGCUGAGAUGAUGGAGAGUCAGUACGGCCAUCUGUUUGAGAAGGUCAUAGUGAACGACGACCUCACCACGGCCUUCAGCGAGCUGCAGUCGGCACUAAAGCGAGUGGAGACGGAGACUCACUUUGUUCCUGUCAGCUGGACUCACUCCUGAGACCCACACGGUCCGGGUAAAGGACAAAAAGGGAAAGGUUACGACAAACGAUAUGCUUUUUUUUUUUUUAAGUCUCUUUUAUACCAACUGAUUCUGACACUACUGUGAAGAAGAUAAAAUGGCACAGAUUGGUGUGAGGUGGACCUGCCUUACGUUUUGGGAGGAGCUGGAUUCAGGAAGUGCAUCCGGAUCGCAGAACACCUACCUGUAAGGGUAACAAUCUCGGAUCUUUGGAGAACCAGCGGUUCUGCCAGCAGAACAACUGAGACUCCAUCUUUAGUGUGUUUUUUUUUUAUUUUUUAAAUGAAACCAGUGGAAAACCAAAGGGAUGGAUGUUUUUCUGCUUGGUGGACAGAUUUGACAGAAGUAAAAAAAAAAAAACAAAAAAAAAAACUGAUGGAAAACAGAACAUAAAAACACGUUUUCUGUCUUCUUUCUGUGCUUCAGUGACAAGUGAAAACACUGCCAGGUACUCUCUCAAGAAAGGGCAAUAACUGUCAUUUUAUUUAAAAAAAAUUAAUAUAUUUUCUAUAUACUUCCAGUACUUCUUUUGAAAUACUUUUGAUGAAAUUGUUUUUGACACUAAGGGAAACUUUAUCCCAGCUGUAGCUCCUUGAAAUCUUUUCUUUCAUUGAAGUGUUUGGAUCUCGUUUCCUCCUGCUACGCUACUCCAGAGGUAUUUUGUUCCUCUCCAUCCUGGAUCUGUUUGAAACAGCAGCUUUCUUAGAGCGUGUCCAGCAGACCCGCUUUGCCACUUAUAGACCUGGUCACAUUUGUCUUUAACAAGAAAGCUUCACUGUAGUGUUUCAUUAGGGUGGAGUUUUUAUUUAAUUCACAUAAACGUGGUUUCAGUGAGGCUGCCAACAGCGGCUCCACGGGACCUUCAGGAUGUAGCUGCUCCUGAUUUUAUGAGAUUCACAGGUUUAGUACUUGUCACUCGUUCUUACCAGCUCAUGCUUAUUAAUUACAAUUUUCUUCAAUGUGUAUCAAUGCGAUUCUCUCAUUUCUUCUUAACUGGUUUCUCAAUUUUCAGUUUUCUCCUUGGCUGCUUCGGCUCAGAUGAGGUCACAUCCACACACAACAGUGGCUUACAAUACCAGUGAUGUAUUUAUAUAAAAUUUAGAAAUGAUUGAUUGUAGAGUUUAUUCCUCAUAAUUAUUGAACCAUAUAAAAAUAAUGUCCCUUGAAUUCAUAAUAAUAGGCAAAAUGGUGGUUUGUGAUGCCAAUACUUCACUUUUUAUGGGUUUAUUAUUAGCCGUGUCUGUUUUCAAAGAUCAGUGGCGGGAACCUCUGCCACUGUUUUAUGAGAAGCUGAGUUUCAGAACCACUGCUUAGCGAUGGGAGAUAUGGCUGGACAACUUGGUUCUGUUAGAACUUCAUAAACACAGAUACUCUGAAAAUACAGCAUAGGCCACCCAUUAUCAAAUAGACUACUUUAGCAUACCAGUAACAUUAAGCAUCAAACAGUUUUGCAUUUUUUCAUAUUUUGACAUGUACUAAUAUUUAUGCUCUUUGGGAACCAGCAGUUGAAAUAAAUAUUAUGCUAGCACAAGUAACACUUAACCAGUUUUUGGUCAAAUUUCUCGGUUUGCAAACAUCUUAACUGAAGUAUAUGUUUACUGUGAUGAAUCACAAUUCUUGUCACUUAGCUAACAUAUUAGCCUUAAACUGGACUUCAGAAACUGGGAACGAAGAAGAGAAAAGUACCUAAAAUACAAAAAAAAAAGUUACUUUAGGCUUCUUUUUUUUUUGGCUUUUCAGUGUCAACUUUAUUGUUAAAGCAGUUACAUCAUUAAUUACUUACUGGCUUCAGACAGAGGAAAAUCUUUCUGUCAAUCUGAAGGUAGAGAUUCCUGUCUGCAGGAAUUAUCACCAUUUCUUCUCGUCUUUUGUCACAUUUAGUCGGUGCUUCCAGAGUUUUUUACUACAUGUUGUCUUUACCUUUUUGACGCCUGUUUUAUGAUCAGAAUCCGAUUUGUACAGUCUCUAGCAAAGCAAGGGGUUUAAGUCCUUUCUGUAAAUGAUGUUAAUCAGGCAAGUUGUAUGAAAUGAUACUACAUUUCUUAUUAAAGAGAAUUUAAUUUAA